AUGGCGCCCUUUUCUAGGGUAUUUCCUAUGGCUCGCUGUAACCUUUGCCACGUUUCGCGCUCCAUCGUUCGGCCAGUACCUCCCUUGAUUCCACGGGUAUCUUUCCAUUAUACGUCGUUACGACGACAACAUCGAUAUAUAUCCACGUCCCUACCACCUUUGAGAAGAAACAACGACUUUAAUUCUGGCUUUAGUAGUAGCUAUGAUCCAUCAGGCGACUCGGGGCGUGGUCCUAUGUUUAGCAAGACCAACUUCGGCGUACCACAAUUCUAUCCACGCGACCUCAAGAAACGAGUAGACGAUUACGUUGUUGGCCAAGACAAGGCUAAGAAGACAAUAUGCGCGGCAAUAUUCAAUCACUAUCAAAACCUGCGCCGAAGACAUCAACAUGACCAUGAAGACCGAAAUAGGCGUGAUAAGAUGAUGCGCCAGAGGUUUGCGAGGGACAGGGAGCUGCAUCAGAAACGCCGUGAGAUGCACCCAGUUGAAGGUCAGCGUGCACAUGGUUCUGUUCCUGAGCGCUACGCUGCUGAUACCAUUGAAGAUGAAUUCCCAGGACACAAUGAGUCGGUCCGCGGGCUCCAUGAUAGUCACGAAUUCGAUGAUGACCCUAUGGAUCAUCUUUAUGUCACUGAGGAUAUAACAGUCCCCGAGCACGUCAAAAUCGACAAAAGCAAUCUCCUUCUGAUCGGACCGACCGGUGUCGGCAAGACCUAUAUCCUGGAGACACUAAGCAAGAAGAUAAACGUGCCUUUCUCUAUUUGCGACUGCAACUCCUUUACACAGGCCGGAUACAUAGGCCAAGACGUCGAGACAUGCAUUGAACGACUCCUCAUUGAGGCAAAUUAUGAUAUUAAAGCAACAGAGUAUGGCAUCGUUGUACUAGACGAAUUUGACAAGAUCGCGAGGCGCGAGACGACAACCGGCCGGGAUGUUGGGGGCGAAGGUGUCCAGCAGGCUUUACUGAAGCUCGUCGAGGGAACAAAGGUCACAAUCAAUGUCAAGGACAACCGCUCGUCACGAUCCACGCCGCCUAUCACAACAAACUACAAUGCGUCUGGUUCUUCAUCGACGCCCCAGGCAACUCCCCCGGGCGGCAAGGUUGACCAGUAUACUAUUGAUACCAAGAACAUCCUCUUUGUGUUUUGUGGUGCCUUUGUCGGCCUGGAUAAGGCUGUGCUCAGGAGAAUUGCUAAACCAACUAUGGGCUUUGGUGGAGAGCUCCGGGGCCGCUCAUCCAUGUCUGGAAACAAGCAGACCUUACCGGCGGAAACAUAUACACAUCUACCUCACCACAAUCCUCAAUCAGCUUCCUCAUUCACGCCUUUGGAUCUUACCACGCCGGCUGAUCUGCAGAGUUUCGGUUUCAUUCCAGAGCUAAUUGGGCGGCUGCACAACAUCUGUGCUCUUAGUCCAUUAUCCAAGGAAGAUCUUUUCCGCAUCUUGACCGAACCUCGAAACAGCCUUGUUGCCCAAUACACAGCACUUUUCGAAACAUACCCGUCGCGGCUAUUCUUUACAGAGAAAGCAUUGUAUGCCAUUGCUGAGCGAGCUGCAGCUUCAGAGACAGGAGCAAGAGGCCUGAAGAUGGAGAUGGAACGAGUCUUAGCAGAGCCUAUGUUCGACGCCCCUAUGCCCUACGUGCUUAUCACAGAAGCAUGCGUCAAAGGCACUGACAAGGCAGGUUACUGGGGCAAGGACGGUCGAUUUGAGGUAGACAGGAGAAUGCAGGCGGAAGAGAUGCAUCCUGCAAAGGCAAAUCCGGAUAGUGCUUUUGAGAGGUACCGAGAGGCUGGACAGAGUGGUGGCUAA
Molecule: messenger RNA, 1812 nt
Organism: Fusarium venenatum
Lineage: Eukaryota; Fungi; Ascomycota; Sordariomycetes; Hypocreales; Nectriaceae
Product: P-loop containing nucleoside triphosphate hydrolase protein
Cellular component (GO): mitochondrial matrix
Molecular function (GO): ATP binding; ATP hydrolysis activity
Source: RefSeq, a predicted model, not a curated record